CCCUGUAGUCGCAGCGCACCCAACUUCACUUCAACGCGUUCGUUAUUAAUUUUCGGGCCAUUUAUUUAUUCGCAACGAAUGCGAAUGUAAAAGCGAAUAUUUUGGCUUAAUUGUGCGCGGACGGUGCUAGUAGAAAUUGCUAGUUGACUUUGGUGACAUUUUCAACGCGAGUGCCAUUUGCCAGAGAGCGCGAUUUGGCAUUUAAUUCCCUCUUUAUUCUUUUUUCGCAUCGCCAGCUUUUCAGCGGUGCGUUAGUGUUUGUGUGUGAGUGAGCGUGUAUUCUUCUGCCGCCAAUCCACAGUUGAAGCGGAAAAAUGGAUGUGGCGAAGCUGGAGAAGAUGAAGGUGGUAGACCUGCGCAACGAGCUCCAGUCGCGCGGCCUGGACACCAAGGGAGUCAAAGCGGUGCUUGUCGAGCGCCUGCGGGCAUAUGUGGAAGGAGGAGCCGGCGACGGAGAUAAUGCGCCGGUCACACCAAGCCGACGUCAGCGUCGCACCCGCUCCAUGUCUCGCUCUCCAUCGCCGGUGCAAGCUGCUUCUGUGGCCGCAGAACCCGUGCUCGAUACCCUGGAAGAGGAAGAGCAGGCGGAGGAGAAAUCAGAACCUGAACCCGAACAGGAACCUGAGCCGGAACCAGUACCCAGUGAAUCGGAGGAAGCUGAACCAGUAUCCGAAGAGGCAGAAUGCACAUCCACAGAACAAGCGAUAGAUGAAGUGGAGCCGGAGCAACAGACCGAUGAGUCUGAUAAAAAAUCAGAAGCAGACCAUGACAACGAAGAAGUAUUCGAACAGGAAGCUCUUGUCGAAGCACCGCAAGAUGAAGUGGUCGAUGAACCAAUGGAGGAGGACCAUGCUGCCACCCCAGAGGAGCAAGUACAAGAACAGACGAAAGAGGAAAAGCCAAAAGAGGAGAAUGAUGCCGAAAGCAGUGUGGCGGCCGAGCAUCAGUCAAAUGGUGACAGCCAGAAAAUGGACGUCGACGUAGAAGAUUCGGCUGCCCCGAAAGCGGAGGAGGAGGUUAGUACCGCUGCCAAGUCGGAGGAUCAGGGACAGGAGCGACGAAAACGUUCGCACAGUCGUUCGCGCUCCCGCAGUGACUCCCGCUCACCUAAGCAUCGCAACAGCGUGGGCGACAAACGUGAUUCAAAGGCAGCCGCGGAGGAGCGCACUGUUCCCGAGGACGAACCCACCAUCGAGGAGAACAAAGUGGGGCUAAGCUGGUUGGAUUCCGACUUACACUUACGUAUUGAUCCCAGCACGUUUGCCUCGGCCAAGCCACUUUCCUCUGAAAUUUAUUCACUGAUUUGGUCUGGAGCUAGGGCUAAUUUCGGAGUUCGCGAAGGCAAAGUUUGCUUUGAGGUGCGUCUGGCUGAGGAAUCGCUUCCAGAAAACUCGCACUACUUUCGUGAUGAACCGCAUGUGCGAGGUUUUCGUGUGGGUUUCUCAAUGCCCCAGAGCUCCCUAUUGCUAGGCGAGGCUGAUAAUUCAUUCGGCUACUGUGAGACCGGACGUAAGGCCAAUAAGGGCGAGUUUUCAGACUACGGUAAACCUUACCAGCUGGAUGAUGUUAUUGGGUGUUAUUUGGACCUGGAGAGUGAGCUAUGCACCAUUAAUUACACUCUGAAUGGCGAGGAUCUCGGUGUGGCUUUUGAAUUUGAAAAGAGCAUUCUGGGAGAAGAUGGUGCCCUGUUCCCGCACAUUGUAACCAAGGGGUACGAGUACUCGGUGAAUUUCUCAGAUGCCGAGCAGCUGUUGGUUAAUGCCGAAAGGCCCACACGCAAGCGCCGCAAGCCACGCAAAGACGAAGACAAGGACGACGAUAAAGAUGACAACGAUGGCGAGAAGUGGAAGGUUUUGGACGAAGCCACAGCUGACGAUGAUGAGGUCGAGAAGAAGGAAGAAGAUGGAAAGGCUUCUUCGGAGAAGGAUGAAGAGGAGGGCGAAAGCCCAGAAAAAGCCAAAGAGGCUGAGUCGGCCCCAAAAGCUGAUACAGAAGUAGAAACGGAAGUUGCGGAGUCUUCUGAAGCUCCUAAGUCGGAACAAGAAGCUACCGAGACUUCGGAAACUGCUGAGGCUUCUACUGAAGCUUUGAAAGAAACGGCGUCUGUGGCCAAUGGCGAUGCUUCUGCAGAAAAGGCCAACGAUGAAAAGGAAACUGAGGAGAAGAAGUCCUCGGAGGCAAAUGAUGAAGAAGAUGAGGACGGUCCGUCGCCCAAUAAGCGACCAAAGAUCGAUGGCGAUUCUGAGAAAGCGGAAUCUGAGAAGGAUAAAGAGAAGUCGCAGACAACCGAGGAUGAAUAUGAGGAUGUAAUUCCCGAGCCAAGGGACACUGUUGCCCUGUUGGAAGGCUACGUUCUAAUCGGCCUAGUGCCUGUCGAACAGCUUGUUCCCGGUCCACAACGCGCCGGUAGUCGCAAGGAGUGCGAAGUGAUUCUGCUUGUUGGCUUGCCCGGAGCCGGAAAGACGCACUGGGCUCUUAAUCAUGUGACUGAGAACGCCGAUAAGCGUUAUGAGUUGAUUGGACCUGAUUCAUUCAUUUCUAAGAUGACGAUCGAUGGAGUCUCCCGCAAGACUGUGCACAAAGGCCGUUGGGACAAGGUUUAUGAGGUCUGCUUAAACAGCCUGGCGGCUCUGGAAGAUAUUGCCAUGAAGCGUCGUCGCAAUUUCAUACUUGACCAGACCAAUGUAUAUGCCUCGGCCCAGCGACGUAAAAUGAAGGGUUUUAACGACUUCAAGCGCAUUGCGGUUGUUUGCAUACCAAGCGAAGAUGAAUUGAAACGUCGCAUCGCCGAAAAAGAGGAAAAGGGAAAUGCUUUUACAGUUAAAGAAUCAACAAUUAAUAACUUACGAGCCAACUUCACACUUCCCUCGCUGGAGUUUGGCUGGUUUGAUGACAUAAACUACACGGAGCUAACUGGAGACGAGGCCAAGAGUGAGGUCAAGAAGUACAACGAGAAGGGCAAAAAAGCCAUCGACGCAGAAAGAUCGAGGGACAAGAGAUCCCGAGGGGGUCGUGACAACUAUCGUCGUGAUGACCGCAACAGGAAUCGGUACAAUGAUGACCGACGACGCGACUAUGGUGGUCAGCGGCACGAAAGUCGGUGGAGCGAUUCGAGACGUGGAGGCGGAGGAGGAGGCGGUGGUGGCGGCGGUUACUCUAGCAACAGUGGAGGAGGCGGAAGCCGUGGAUACGACAACCGCCGCAGUUAUAACAGCGGAAGUGGUGGCCAACAAAAUUGGGUGCAGAACAGCCGCAGAAGCGGCUACGAUGAUCGCGGAUAUGGCGGUGGCGGUGGAGGCGGCGGUCGUGGUUAUGACAAUCGCAACCGUGGAUACACAGGUGGCAGCGGGGGCGGCGGUGGUGGUCAGCAAAACUGGAUGCAGAACAACCGACGAAGUGGAUACGAUGAUCGCGGAUAUGGGAGUUCACGAGACUAUCGCGAUCGAGACCGCGGCAACGACCGCAGUCGAAUGGGAAGUAACGAUCGCAACAGGGGAAGCAGCCAGAGCAGCUAUCGUUCGGGGGGCGGUAAUCAUCAACAACGGGAUUUUCGGCCUGGCCACCGCGACACCAAAGAAGAUAGUCGCGGUGGCUAUGAGCGGUCAGCUGGUCAAUCGCUACCCAAGUACGGCAAUAACACCGCAGCCGGCGGUGGCUACGAUCAGUACAAGCAACAGUCGGGUGGAACACCUGGCGGAGGCAAGGCCUCUCUUAGCGGCAAGUGGAGCACGUACGGCCAACACCAACAGCAGCAACAGGCGCCGCAUCAGCAAACGGGCGUCUGGCAAACUCAGCAGCAGUCACAACAGUACCAACAGCCUCAGCAAUCGGCAGCAGGUCAACAACAAUAUUGGGCCUAUAAUCAAAUGCAGGGUAAGAGUAAGAGUAUUGUGAUCGUCUUUUAUAGAACGACUUACUUAUUUGAUGGUUUGACAACAGGUUAUGGAAACCAACAGGCUUGGCAGAGUGCUGAUCCGCAACAGCAACAGCAGUGGAUGUCCUGGUGGCAGCAACAGCAACAAGGCUCUGGCGGAGCAGCGUCCGGUAGUGCCAGUGGAGGUGCGAGCGUCAAUGUCGGAGGAUCCGCUGGCAAUAAUGAUGGUGCCAGCAAUCAUUACUGGUCUCAAUAUUCGUACUCCACGCAGUCGGGCGAUAAGAAGUAGAGUGCAUUGUGCUAGCCCCUGUUCCACCAGUCCCAGACCCCUCUACGUUGUCGCGGAAGGAGAAUAAACCACAAAUCGGAACUAAACUUUAUAAAAUAGUUUUAAAAAAUUAACAAACAUUAAAAACAAAAUUAACUUAGUUUAGCCAGUUUGGGCUAGUCCAAACCAAGCAACUAAGAGGGCUUUCCCUCAAUCAAAAUUCAUACCUAACCCACAAAUGGAUUGUGCACCAUGAAGACUAGCUAUUUCAUUAUAAAUUGAACCUGCAUUAAUGUUUAAUGUUUCGCUUUUCAUUUUCCACAAAGCAUUUUCUCUUUGACAGUGACAAAGCAAUUAAAUGAAACUCGGUCUUUAAUCUGGCACUACGUAUCUAGGCAGUACAACUUGUUUUAACGUUUUAUUAUCAUUAUUGUUUUAUUUUUUACAAUCAACGCAAACAAUUGAAAGGAAAGCAUUAGAGAAGAAACAUUAACAAAUAAAUCUAUACAUUGAAAACGAA
Molecule: messenger RNA, 4662 nt
Organism: Drosophila eugracilis
Lineage: Eukaryota; Metazoa; Arthropoda; Insecta; Diptera; Drosophilidae
Product: heterogeneous nuclear ribonucleoprotein U
Exons: 9
Coding region: 315-4163 (1282 amino acids)
Molecular function (GO): protein binding
Source: RefSeq, a predicted model, not a curated record